Fusarium musae is the source of this 741-nucleotide messenger RNA. RefSeq lists its product as uncharacterized. The coding region runs from base 1 to 741 and encodes 246 amino acids. The transcript has a single exon. The record is from RefSeq and is a predicted model, not a curated record. Lineage: Eukaryota; Fungi; Ascomycota; Sordariomycetes; Hypocreales; Nectriaceae.
AUGGGUCUCUUAAACUCAACACUUCGAUUUCAUGAACUCUCAGCUGCUGGAAUUGAAAAGGGAUUUCCGCCCAUCAUCCGCGUCAAACAUAAAUCAGGCUGGAGUAAAUUGAAUCGCCUUUCUGGCUUUGAACUCUUUCUCGAUGGCCCCAACGGUGAGCCUAUGUACACACUCGACUUCGAAGAGGGCUUCCACGGCGAUAUCGUCCUCCAUAGCGGACCAUCCGUCGACUCUCCAAAACUGGCUGUUUCUGGUAGAGAGUCAUAUUUUGACCCAGAAUAUUUGAUCCGCUUGCCUCCAAUUUCCGGCACUGCUCUCCAAGACCAGUUCCUCUAUUGGGACCUAGGACUGAGGACAUGCUUCUGGUUUGACAUUCAAGUCGGUCAUGGCCCAGACCAGCGCAUAGAGGGUUUCGAAUGGCGACGCUCUCGGGGCCCUGAAGUCAAGAGCGUUGGUCAAUCAAUCUGGAACGGACUCAAGCUCGUCCGUCUUGGCAGCACCAAGGGGCAGGGCUACGGCUAUUCCAGCGACGGCAAUGAGGUUGUUGCUGUUUGGGCAAACGCAAGAAGUUUCUCGAGUUUUUUAGCUGUUGGAGAGUUACAGUUCCUAGGAAGCGGUGCUACAGGCGAGUUGGGUCAGUUGUGGGCGCUGAUGGCUGUCAUGAGCUGCAUGUCGAUCUGGCAGAAGGCGGCGAGAGAUGCUGCCAGGUCAUCGAGCUCAGCACCAGCACCAGCAUGUUGA